This is a messenger RNA of Nannochloropsis gaditana CCMP526, 1944 nucleotides long. RefSeq lists its product as uncharacterized. The transcript is spliced from 3 exons. The coding region runs from base 1 to 1290 and encodes 429 amino acids. The record is from RefSeq and is a predicted model, not a curated record.
AUGAAGCGUGCGGAAAUGAAAGAGGAUUGGAUCCGAACCUAUCUGAUGGGUUUGGAGGGACAUACGAAGAUACAGUGGCCAGAGGGCCAGAUUCCUGAGGGCUGGUCGGAGUUUUUCGCGGCGCGGCAACUCGGUCACCAGGUCAGUGCCAACAGCAACAGCGGUAUGUGCCUGAGCGAGCUGUUGCACGAAGGGUUGACGGUGGCCAUGGCGGCGAAAAGGUUCGGGCUUUUGGGUGGGAGGGGAGGUAGAGAGGGUCAUGGUGGGGACCACGGACGCCAUCGACGGCCUUUUCGCUUGCACAUCCUGGGGGCGACGGAGACGCAGGAGAUCCAACGCUUGCCCCUGUCGAUGGGGGAGCUUGGGGCCUUGCUCUGUCCCUUCUAUUUUGAGGGUAAGCCUCCUCCUUUGCCCUCUGGGGCUGGCCGCAUCAAUUAUCGACAUGCCUCGUCUCGUCUUACCGUGGUGUCCCCCUCCUUCCUUCCCUCCCUUCCCCCCUCCUCCACCCCCAAAGGCUUGGAAGUGUCGGUCUUUGGGCCCCAGGUCAUGACCCCGACGGCGUUCCGGGUAUCCUUGGCGGAGGGCAAGGAGACAGCCAGGGACAUCACGGUGUGGAAGAGCAACCUCCUUUACCACGACUGGGUCCUAUCUCACGAGGGAAGCAAAGAGGCGCCACCGGACCUGGUGGUUGCGUUGAACAGCGGACUGCAUACUGGUGGGGAGAUAUGGAGAGGUGGGGGGGGCAGGAAGGUGGAAGGGAAGCGGCAGAAGAAGCACAGCGAAUGGUGGCGGCUGUCGUUGAGUCAACCCCCUCCCACGGCAAUGCCUCCUGUGCUCGAUAUCAUAAGCGACGAUCAUCACCACGUGGACGGCUCCAUGUGGCUACCCACCCUUACUUACCUGGUCGCGUCCGGGAUCCCAUUUCUGCUUACCAUGUACGACGCGGAGGAAGGGAGGAAGACCCUGGAGAUGCUGGAGUCGUUCGACGCGUGCGUUGCAUGGGGCCCCGACUUGAACCCCAUGCGGUCGCUGGUCUUGGAGGAAACGGAGGCACCGGCCUUGCAACGGUACGCCCGCCUGGUCGCGGAUGGGCGCAUGGACGCCGGGGCCGACGAGCCGGACGGCAACAGUAAUGUCCACGUCACGAUUCUUCCGACGAGCAGAGUCGCAGCUCGCGGCAUCUCUGGUCUUCAUUCUGCUGUUUUCCCUCCUAUUAUCCGCGGACUGCUUCCUUUUUCGGAGCAGUUUCCUGGGCCCCUGUACUGCCUCCACGAGCUCCCCCUGCGGUAAAGUGACUCUGCAAUGUAAGACCAUAUACAUGAUAUGCAAGAGCUACCAUGACAAUUGCAGUGAGGAUGGAAAAGGCGCCACUUGGGACGAAUCACCUUGUCCAUGCACGGAUUUAGGCGAAGGAUUGGGCAGCCCAGGGCCGUUGACCGAUUCUUGUACAGUGGGGGAUGUCAUCGUCCUCGUCCUCCCAUUCUCUCUCUCGCAUAGCUCCACGUUCCUCGCCCUCGCUGUUGUAGAUGGGCCUAAAGAGGCCUGCCUCCUGUGUCUGCGCGAUCCCGAAACACGGGAGUGGUACCGGGACAACCGUAGUGACGCAACUGUCUUGCGAGGAUUGACGAGGGAAAGUUUGCUUCAGGUGGUUGAAAACGCGUCCUACAGCCAGCGAAACAUUCCUUCCUUGGGAGGAGGAGUUGGGUACGGGGCAGACGCGGAGGACUGCUGGUUGAUUGAGGAGAAAGAUUUGCCGGGGGGGUUGGUUAAACCCCUAGAUGUCAAAGCGACAGCGCCGUGGGUGUUCGUGGGGUAGGGAGGAUAGAGGGGAAUACGACGCCCCCAAAAAAAUGAAGAAGGAUCAGGAGUGAACGGGAUGCACAAAAUGGAGGACAGGGUAAGGAGAGUAAAUUUCGUGUUGAAGUAAUCUGUACAUAGACCACA